This is a messenger RNA of Eutrema salsugineum, 7218 nucleotides long. RefSeq lists its product as uncharacterized. The record is from RefSeq and is a predicted model, not a curated record. Lineage: Eukaryota; Viridiplantae; Streptophyta; Magnoliopsida; Brassicales; Brassicaceae. The transcript has 10 exons. Bases 298 to 6930 code for a protein of 2210 amino acids.
ACCAAAUUGUGGGCCAUUAGAAUAUCUGUGUGCAAUCCACUCCAGUGGGGCCUACUGUCUUCAUCAGCUUCCGAUUUUUUAAUUUAAUCACUGAUUAUUUUGAAAAAUCGGUUUUAAGGCGGAUAAUUUUGAAUCCGUCUACGCUGAUCGCAUAGCCUUAAAUCGCGGCGGGUUGCCACCGAUUAGCGCUUAGGGGAGAUUCUUCGAUUGGGUUUCCAUUUUGAUCAUUCGUCACUGAGGCAAUAGACUACAGACGAAUUUGACUAGGGAACCAGUUUAGGGUUUGAUGCGUUGGCGAUGUUCAGUGAUCGGCGGAAGCGAGAUAUGGCUAAUCAUGGAGAAGGAAACAAGUACGCGUCUGUGAAUCUGAACAAGUCUUAUGGGUUUCAAUCUCAUCAUCAUCAGUAUAAUCAAUCUGGAGGUUAUGGGGCAAACCGGGGGAGAGGCGGUGGAGAAGGAAGUAUGAUGGUCCUUUCACGGCCAAGAAGCUCGCAGAACGCUGGCCAGAAGCUAUCUGUUCCACCACCCUUGAACUUACCUUCACUUCGUAAGGAGCAUGAGCGAGUUGAUUCAUCUGGUUCGAGCUUUCAUUCUGGUGGAGGAAUCUCUGGGAGUGGAGCUAGACCUGCAUCGUCUGGAAUGGGAUGGAGUAAGCCUGCCACUACUACAUCUGCUUUGCAAGACGGUGAUGGUGCCAAUCAUAGCGUUGAAGGUGUUACUAAGGGGAGUAAUGGGUUGAAUAUGCCCCUUGCUGAACCGUUGGUGCGGGCUUAUCGUCCUGUAGAGAAAGCUACUACUUUGAAGGGUGAAGAUUUUCCGUCGCUCAAGGCUUCUCUGCCUUCAACUUCUGUGUCCGGGCAGAAACAAAAGGAGCUUUUGAAUCAGAAACAGAAGCAAAGUGCAAGUGAAGAGAUUUCAAAAGAGCCGAGGAGUGUCUCUAGUAUCGGCAAUUCACUCGUAGACAUGAGACCUCAAAACCAGUUUGGGCUUAGCCGGCUUGGUAAUGAGCUCUCCGAGAGUCCAAUUUUUGCAGAUGGUUUGCAUUCAUUUGAACAUGUGAGGAAAAAAGAGUAUUUUCCAGGGCCAUUGCCUAUUGUUCGUUUGACCCCACGAUCUGAUUGGGCUGAUGAUGAGCGUGACACAAGUCAUGGCUUAAGAGACCGGGACAGGGAUCAUAGUUAUUCGAAGAAUGAACCAUAUUGGGAUAGGGGUUAUGAUCUUCAGAGACCUCAUGUCUUGCCCCAAAAGCAUGCUGCUCCUAAUCUUUUUGACAAAUCAGGACCGCGUGAAAGUGAUAUUGCUAAACCUUCCUCGACUCAAGUAAGACCAGUCAGUGGAGUAGGAAGGGAGGCAAAUGUUUGGAGAGUCUCUGCACCGCUCCAAAGUGAAAUUUCAACUAACAAUAAAAGUACGUAUGGGACAAGGCCGUCUAGUAGGGGCAGAGACGCUGUUAAGAAAAGUAACUACGUCUUGUCCGGAUCAAGGGAAAAUGUUUGGAAUAAUACUGGAGCUAGAGAGGUUCCAUAUCAACAGGGAGGAAGACAACCAUGGAAUAAUAAUAUGGAUAACUUCGGCAACAGGGGAGCUUUUACCCGGGAUGGGUUUGGAAUUGAUCAACAUAAUAGGGAUAAAUCCCCAUUCUUUAAGAGUGACAAAUCUCAUGUGGAAGAUCCUUUUAUGAAAGACUUUGGCGACUCUGGUUUUGAUGUCCAUGAUCCAUUCCCAGUACUUGGUGUUGCUAAGAAAAAGAAAGAGGCUUUUAAGCAAACGGAGUUUCGUGAUCCUGUCCGAGAGUCAUUUGAGGCUGAACUGGAGCGGGUUCAAAAGAUGCAGGAAGAAGAACGCAGGCGGAUCAUCGAGGAACAAGAAAGGGUGAUUGAACUAGCUCGGACAGAAGAAGAAGAGAGACUGCGUCUGGCUCACGAACAAGAUGAGCAGCAGAGAAAAUUAAAAGAAGAGGCCAGAGAAACUGCUUUCAGAAACGAGCAGGAGAGACUAGAGGCUGCAAGGAGGGUAGAAGAUUUGAGAAAGUCGAAAGAAGAAGAGAAACAUAAGUUGAUCAUGGAGGAAGAAAGGAGGAAGCAAGCUGCUAAGCAAAAGCUUCUCGAACUGGAAGAAAAGAUUUCCAGGAGACAGGCUGAAGCUGCCAAAGGUUGCAACAGUUCUUCAACUUUUUUAGAGGAUAAAUUCUUAGAUAUUGUUAAAGAGAAAGAAAUUGCAGAUGUUGUUGAUUGGGAAGACAGCGAAAGAAUGGUGGAUAGAAUUACUACGUCAUCAACUUCAGAUGUAUCAGUACCCACUAGAUCAUUUAAGAGCAAUGCGCCUCAAUUUUCUAGAGAUAGUUCUUUUGGGUUCCCUGAUAGACAAAAGUCAAGUUGGAGAAAAGAAGAUAUUGAGAGUGAAGGCAAUUCACGGUUUAUUCUGCAAAACAUGGAUAAUGUUCCACAUAGCCCACAAAGAGAUGCGGGUGGAGGUUUUCCCAAGGAAGAAUUCUUCGAGACAACUGGUUAUCUCAAUGCCAAUUCAUACUUCAAACCGGGAUUCCCAGAGCAUUCAGUUGAUCAGAGUUGGAGAAUACCUGGAGAUGGAAGACCCACAGGUAAGAAUUAUGGGAUGGAAUCUGAAUCUCGUGAAAGUUUUAGAGAGCAAUAUGGUGAUCCGAGAUGGGGACAAAGCCAAGGCCCUCCACGUUAUGGUCCCUACGGUCCUUAUCCUGAAAAGUUGUAUCAGAAUCCUGAGGGGGAUGACUAUUACCCUUUUGGAAGACCAAGGUAUUCAGUAAGGCAACCACGUGUUCUUCCCCCUCCUCAGGAGCCUAGGCAGAAGUCGGCUUUUAGGAGCGACGUUGAGAACCCUGGUUCCUCAUCUUCUGUUGGAGGGAUGAAGUAUAGCGAUUCUGAUGGGACUAAUUCGACUGUUCUAGCCAGUUAUAUAGGGGAUCUUCAAGAUCAUCAUAUGAGGUCGGGAAGUGGUGUAGGUAAUCAUCGGUUCGAUAACAAACUUACUGGAAGAUGUGACUCUCAGUCUUCACUUUCUGUUACCAGCCCACCUGAUUCUCCUAUUCAUCUCUCUCAUGAUGAUUUAGAUGAAUCAGCAGAUUCGUCUGUCUUAGCUGUUUCCAGAAAAGGAGAAGAUGCUAGUUUACUAGAUAAGGGGGGAGCGCCAAUUAUCUCUGGUGAUGCUGCAAAGGAUAGUUUGAUGAUUGCUACAAGCUCUGUAUCUUGUUGGGAUAAUGAAGAGUGGACUCUUGACAGUAAUGAACGGUUGCAGGAGCAAGAAGAAUACGAUGAAGUUGGAUAUCAAGAGGAGGAUAUAAUACAUGGGGUUGAUGAGAACAUAGAUCUUGCCCAAGAGUUGGAAGAAAUGCAUCUCCAAGAUAAAGAUUCUAACCUAGUCUUAGGCUUUAAUGAAGGAGUGGAGGUUGAAAUACACAGUGAUGACUUUGAAAAUCGUCAACUGAAUCCUGAACCAGCAUUUCCACUUCCUCAGCACUCUGUCACUUCUUUAGAUGGUGAAAGACCUUCUAUUGAGACCAGCCGUGGUGAACAAGCCGCCCAAUCUGUUCAAAUUUCUGAUCCAGUGAGCAGGCAUAAUACAUCUAAGAGUUUUCAGGAUACUGAAACCACAAUGGAAAACUUGAAAAUUCAGCCAAAUAGUGGUCGGCAGUCAUUUGAGUUGGCCAAUAAAGAGGGCUCCACGAGUAACUAUGUCGUUUCUACUCAUCCGGUCGCACUACCUCAUAGCAUUGGUCUGCAUCCAUCACCUCUUCAGACAGCUAUUCCACCUGUACCUUCUACUUCAAAACAGAUGGAGGAGCCUGUAAAAUUUCAGUUUGGUUUGUUUUCUGCUCCAUCGCUGAUACCUUCUCCUUUCCCUGCAAUACAAAUCGGUUCCAUCCAAAUGCCUCUUCCUCUUCAUCCCCAAUUUGGCUCUUCGCUUGCACAUUUUCAUCAGCCCCACUCUCCUAUCAUUCAGUUUGGUCAAGUACAAUAUCCAUCCCCAAUAUCCCAAGGGGUGUUGCCACCGCCACCUCAUUCAGAUGUUUUACAUCAAAGUCCUAGAUCUUUGGCAACUGUUCAGCUUGGUCAAGGAAAUUCAGCAAAUCUGGUUACUAGAAAUGCAACCUCUGUCUCAAAUCCUCAGAUCAAUGUGCUUAGGAGACCAAUCAAUGUUUCUGAUGGGGACAAACUAAAGAAUGCUAAUGUUUCUCCACCAAAAGCGAGCAUUGAGGUUGCUUUGCCACUUCAAGAGCAUGGGGAGUUGCCUGGUAGGUCGGAGUUACCUUCUCGAAAAACGAGUCAAGGAAAAUCAAAUUUAGCUGAAAGACAAUCAGGAUUCCAAGACCAAACUGAGACAACUGCACAUUCAUCAGGCACUGUUGAGGUUUCUCGGGCAGAUUCUGGGGUUCAUAGAAGAUAUCGACGUCAGAUGGUUGAAUUUAGAGUUCGAGAAUCAAACUGGCCAUCUUCUGAAGAGAAUCGAAAUGGCAAUGGAAGGGCACAAAAUUCCACAAGAAAUAGGAGUAAAAAGUAUGUUGUGUCCAACAAAUCCCAGAAACAAGCCUCAGAUAGUUCAGUGUCUGGUUCGAAUGUUGUGCACAAAACCAAUAUUGGGGGUUCAUCUGAGAGUAGACAUGGGAAAGAUAUUGUCGUGAAGAAUCCACUUGUUCCAAAUUUUGGACAGACAAAUCUUAAAAGGAAUAUAAUAUCUGAAAAAGAAAUUGAUGCACCUUUGCAGAGUGGAAUCGUUCGUGUCUUUGAGCAACAAGGCAUUGAAGCUCCUAGUGAUGAUGAUGAUUUUAUUGAGGUAAGAUCAAAAAGGCAAAUGCUUAAUGAUCGUCGGGAACAGAAGGAAAAAGAAAUCAAGGAAAAGUCUUUGGCAUCUAAGGCAUCCCGAAAAUCUCGUUCAACUUUGCAGAACAAUGUUGUUGUUGUCAAGUCCAAUAGAAACCCACCAAUUAGCCAAGUUGCAAACAACAAGCAGUUUAAUCAUGUCUUCAACAAACAGCUGUUAGCUCCAAUUGGCACACCUGCCCCAAAAGCAAAUUCCCAUGCUGAUGAAAAAUCUGGGAGCAGCAAGUCCCCUCAGGCAAGUAGGGCUCUUCCAUUUAAACCUCCAAAUGAUCAGAAUCCAGCGUCAAAUUUCGUAUCCAACAUUAAAAAUAAGGUUCUAGAUAAUACUCAAACGUCUGUGGGCACUUGGGGUAACCAACUCAACGAUAAGCCUGUUAUGGCCUUAACCCAAAGUCAGCUUGAUGAAGCCCUUAAAACCGUAUCUCAUCAUCAUACAUGUGUUUCUGUUGAGAGUGGUGCCAACCAAAUUAGUCGACCAAAUCCAAAAUCAGCAUAUGUUGUGCCAAAGAACAAUACUUUUCCAAGCGGUACAAGUCCAGUAAAAUCAUUGCUUGCUGAGGGCAAAAUCCAAUUUGGCGCAGUUACAUCUUCCACUGUUAUCCUUCCCAGUGGUGGGCGUGCAGAGCAGGAUAGCUCUUUAUAUUUUGAAAAGGAUAAUAAACAUCAAAAUCCAUCAUCUGCUGGCAUGGAGAUUUGUGAAGCAGAAGCAGAAGCUGCUGCUUCAGCGAUUGCUGUUGCAGCCAUAACUAAUGAUGAAACCGGUGGGAAUGCUUUGGGUACUGGCUCUGUAUUACCUGCUGAAACUAAAAUUUACGGAGGAACAAAAUUAGAUGAUAGAUCAGCAAGUGGCACUGUUGGUGGGCAGCCUAGUCUAUCAAAAGCUGAAGAGUCUCUCAUUGUUUCACUCCCAGCAGAUCUUUCAGUGGAUACCCCGAUCUCUCUGUGGCCACCAUUACCAAGUCCACUCAACUCAAACCAAAUGAUCACUCACUUUCCUCAAGGCCCUCCUCAUUUUCCUUUCUAUGAUGUGAACCCCAUGCUAAGAGGACCCAUCUUUGCUUUUGGCCCGCACCAUGACGCGGGAGCAAACCAAUCACAGUCCCAGAAAAGUCUAGGAACAGUAUCUGGUCCACCUACGACAUGGCAGCAGCAGGGUCAUUCAGGAGUAGAUUCCUUUUAUGCUCCUCCUACUGGUUUCACGGGUCCUUUCCUAACCCCACCUGGAGCUAUUCCUGGCGUUCAAGGUCCUCCUCACAUGCUUGUUUAUAACCAUUUUGCACCUGUUGGGCAGUAUGGAGGGUUGAGUUUCAUGGGCACAACUUACGUCCCAUCUGGAAAACAACCAGAUUGGAAACACAACCCAAUCGCGUCUUCUUCUCCGGUUGAAGGAGAUGGUGAUGUUAACAAUCCAAAUGUGGCUUCCAUGCAAUGUAACAUUGUGCCUGCGUCUCUUCAACACCUCCCUAUGCCUUCUCCUCUUGCCAUGUUCGAGCCAUCCCCUUUCCAGGCUUCUUCUCAGGAGAUGCCGGUUCGAGCACAAUGGCCUUACAUGCAAUUUUCGGGUCCUCCAACAAUGCAUAUUCAAAAACAGCAGGAAGCAGUAGAUGGCUAUAAUCUUCCUUCUUCUCAGUUCAACAACAACAUGCUUCCUCCUCCUACUAACAGAUACCCUAAUAUCCAAACAUCCACUGGCGCAGAUGCAAUGGUAGAUUCCUUGAACUCUCACGGUUCCACCACUUCUGCUUCACCGCCAAAGCCGACCACCACCUUGUCUGAUCCCAACACCAGCAAAACUCAGAAUCCAACUGGUCCUACCUUCAAGCCACAACAACAACAACAGCAACAGACCUCGCAGGAGAAGAACAUGCCGUCCCAGCAUGUUGGUGGGUCUAGCCACCACCAUCAACAUCAACACCAGCAUAACCGGAGGUCAAGCUUCCAUGGCAGAAACCAGCCCAUGGUUAGAAAGAGAGGCUUCCAAAACAACACAAAGGUGAAGCAAAUUUAUGUGGCUAAGCAGACUUCAAAUAGCAACGCUUCUGGUUCCUCCACCGCAACCACUUCCCCUUCAAUAUGAUCCCUUAUCAUCAUCAUCAUUAUCAUCCAGCCUUUUGCAGGAAGAAAGCUGGGAGAGGUCGAGUUGCUUGAAAGAUGGAGAAGAAGGAUUCCAAAGAAAGUGGCUAAGCGACAAGCAUAGAGAGUUUGGUGCCUCUGGGUGAGAGGAAGGCUUCAUAUCUAAAUAAACUAUAGUUGAUGCUGUCUUAUUAUCUGAACUAUGUUGUUUACUUCUGAACUACAGUGUAUUUAAUGUUGCCCGAAACAUUAAGGUUAAGUUAUGAAAUAAAUACACAUUAUCUAUCUCUUA